Messenger RNA from Rana temporaria (common frog), 2118 nucleotides. Its product is annotated as E3 ubiquitin-protein ligase TRIM11-like. The coding region runs from base 231 to 1808 and encodes 525 amino acids. NCBI's taxonomy places the organism in Eukaryota, Metazoa, Chordata, Amphibia, Anura, Ranidae. Gene Ontology annotation, molecular function: protein binding; zinc ion binding. The transcript has a single exon. The record is from RefSeq and is a predicted model, not a curated record.
CACAGCGCCUACUUCCUGGCGGGCUCUGCACGUGGAGUGUGCAAACAAACCAAAGCUCAUUCCUAAUUGUAACCUUUGUUUAACCUUCACUUUUCCCAAGACAGACACGUUUUUGCCACGUGAGAUUAUUAUAUAAUCCUCCGUGCCCCACCUUCAUAUUACAUAACCUGCAAUUACAGGAUGAGCGCCUGAGACCUUCAGUUCUGUGUCUCUCCUUUCUGCUGUCAGAGAUGGCGUCUGCUGAGCUGAUGAAGGAGCUGGAAUGUUCCAUCUGUCUGAACAUUUAUACGGAUCCCGUAAUCCUGGAAUGUGGACACAACUUCUGCCGGGAGUGUAUCGAUCGCGUGCUGGACACACAGGGGGAGUCUGGAAUUUACUCCUGUCCCGAAUGCGGAAAGAAAUUCCAGGAGCGUCCUGCACUGCACAGGAACAUAACACUAUGGAAGAUAUUGGAGGAUUUCCAGUCUACUCAGCCCGAUCAGAAGGAGCCCGGGGUCUUCUGUACUUACUGCAUUCACACUCCUGUAUCUGCUGUGAAAUCAUGUUCGCAUUGUGAAGCUUUUCUGUGUGAUAAUCAUCUGAGAGUUCACAGCAAGUCACCAGAACACGUUAUAACUGAUCCCGCCGCUUCUCCGGAGAACAGGAAAUGUUCCCUUCAUAAAAAAAGCCUGGAGUAUUACUGCAAGGAAGACUCUACCUGUGUCUGCGUCUAUUGUCUGAUCGGCGAGCACAAAAGUCACCAGAUGGAGUCACUGGACGAGGCCUUCGAAACGAAGAAGAAUUGGCUGGGAAACGUGGUUCAUAAACUGGCUACAAGGAGAGAGGAGGCCGAGAAAAACGUCCAGAGUCUGCAGGAACACCAGAGAAAAGUCAAGGAAAAGGCGGCUGGUGACACGGAGGUAAUCACCGCCCUGUUUAGAGACCUCAAGAGACGGCUGGAAGACCUGGAGAGGAGGAUCCUAAGUGACAUCUCCGAGAAGGCAGAAGGGGUCUUAGGCUCGGUGUGGGAUCUGAUUGAGAAGCUGGAAAUAAAGAAGGUCGAGUUGUCCAGGAAGAUGUGUUUCAUCGAGGAGCUGUGUAAAAUAAAGGAUCCGGUGGCUAUCCUACAGAGAUCCAACAUAGGCGACUUGUGUGAGGAUAAAGAUAACGAGGACCGAAAAAGACACGACACACAGCUCCGGGAUGGAGGGCUUCUGGACGUGGCUUGGAUUAACCACAUAUCCAACACUUUAUUGGAUGCAAUAAAAGGGAUCAAUGGAUGCUUCUAUGUACAGGAAGCCGCAGACAUAUUACUGGACGUGAACACAGCCCAUAAUAAUCUACUUAUAUCCGAUGAUAAGAAAACAGCAUCCCAGUCGAAUCUAAGCCAGAGACAUCCAGAAACACCAGCGAGAUUUCAGCGUUUUCCUCUCGUGUUGAGCAGUCAGAAAUUUUCCUCCGGGCAACAUUAUUGGGAAGUGGAUGUCGGGGAAUCGAGUAGCUGGAGGGUCGGAAUGUGUUACCCCAGUAUGGAGAGGAAGAGGACGGAUCAGUCACGGAUCGGAAGUAAUAAUAAGUCCUGGGGAUUUUUCAGGAAUGAAAAUGGCUACGCCGUGAUACAUAACUGUAAAGUGAUACCUUUACCUGACAACGCCUCCGGCGAUAGAGUCAGGAUCUUUCUGGAUUACGAAGGUGGACAGAUUUCCUUCUAUUCUGUGUGUGGUACAAUGAGACACCUCCACACCUUCAGUGCCGCCUUUACCGAGCCCCUCUAUGCUGUGUUGGGAGUGUGGGAGGGUUAUGUUAGGAUUUGUGGCGGGAAGCAGUAAAUGGGCUACAUUCAAACUCCCAAUGGCCGCAUCUUUGGUGAGGUUUCCAAAGAAACGCACUUUCCAUGUGAAUGACUGGUAGUACAUGCAAAACGCCUCAAAAAUGUGCUGUAUAAGACCAUUUAGGUCCGCCUGUCAGUUUUUUAGGCGGACCUGAAUGGACCCUCCGUGCACCUCUAUGGAGCCACGGAUGUCAGCGGUGAUAUGACAGAGGAAAACCCUACUUUUCCAUCUGUCUGGUGGAUCGGAUUGGAUGACAACGGACUCUACGGACUGUCGUCAUCCGAUCUCCCAUAGAGGAGAGUGGCGC